UGGACUCUAUGAUUACCACUACCUUAGCCUUAGCCUUAUUUAAUUUGGCGUAUACACUUAAGCCAAACAUGUUUUGGUAGGACAAACAAUUAACUUUAAAAUAUUUUUGGCUAUUUCAGAUAAAGCGGCCCACGACGACUUUGUUUUUCAAUUCUAAGGAAUAAUUUGAAGGUAUAGUAUUCAAGUACAUUAAUCCAGCAAAAUGUAGUGCCGUAAGCGGCGUAGGCUCGGCUUAAGCCUCGGGCCUCGAAUACUAACCGUUCUAACGGACGGACUAACCGGACCGUUACUAUACUAUACUAUAAAGAAUAACUUAUAAGUGAGUAUAAGUUAAAAUUGAUGAUUGAUCGAACGCAAGUCAGAUUUGUAAUAAAGUUAUGGCCCUACUCCUAGUUACAUUACAUUAUAUAAUAUAGUUAUAGACGCAAAAGCCAAAUAGGGGGUCACACUUAAUUGGGGAGGAAAACUUCAUAACUUUUACGACUUGAGUCUUGGACUCUUGAGCUAGAAAGUUUGGCUAAAUCCAAGUACGGCUGCCACGGCGUCUUUUGUGUGUUAAUUAUAGUUGCAGUGAAUUAGGGUUUAGGUUAGGUUGCGGGAUCGAUUUAGGGUUCAGGUUAGGCAUAGGGAUCGAUUUAGGAAUACAUUCGUGAAAUUCGAUAAAAUAGUGGCAGUCGUCCCUGUAAAUUACCAGUAUUUUGUACUUUAAAAAUGUUUUGAAAUUUUCAUCCAAAUGCUUACUAAAAUAUGUUCAAAUGUGUUCAUUGUUUUAUUCAAUAUUGUCUAAGACUUAUUAGAUUCCUAGAAAAAGUUGCCCACCCUGCUAUGAAACAAAAAAAUGUAAUGAAAUUUUCAUAAACUAUUUAAAUCUGGCUGCUUUUUUUUCAUUCAUUGUUAUUUUUGCAGGUUUUCAAAAAUCAAUUAAUAAAUGAAAAAUGACGAUAUGAACUUCAUAAAGCCAUACUUGUUUUACUCUUCUAAUAGAAGAAGUGUUGCCAACUCCAUAUAAUAAAAUGAAAUUUUCAUACAACUAUUUCAAAUGGCCAGCAAAUGUUCUAAAUUUUAUAGUAGAUAAACAGAAGUUCAACUGUUUUUUAAGCAUGUCUUCUUAACCUUUUUGCAGUGGCACACACCGUCUCAGUUUUCAUUAAAUUGUAACAAUAUAUUAAAAUAAAAAAAUGAUAUGAAGUGUCUACACGUCUGGCGCGCCAGACACAUCAUAGUGCGGGAGAUAUACAUCCGACAUGCAGGUCACAUGACCGCCGGACGACUAGUAGGCGUUAUUAUUCCGGCAGGUCAUGUGAUAAGUGGUCGCCGGCAAAAUAGUUGCAUUGCAUUUGAUUUUCCGAUCCUUAGAUAAUAAAUAAAUGCUGAACAUGUUAAUAUAUUCAAAUGCUCUGAGAUAAAUAAAGUGUUUGUCUUUGAAUAUUAAACUAGUCGGCCUAUAUACUAACUAGUAGUACUGGUACUUGUAAAGCUCUACCUUGAAGCCUAAAUUUAAAAUAUGAACCAAAUAAAAUAAGACCAGUAGACUUCAAUAGACCUAUGUCAAUAAAGUUGUAUUUCAGGAUUGGUAUUUAGUAUUGCAUGAGAAGUAGGCUAGGCUACCACUACAUCAACCCUAUAUUAAGAUGUAGGGUCUAUUUCUUUGUGAACUAUCGGCCUCCCCGCCUUAAACACAAUUAUUUAUCACCCUCACUAUUAUUUUUUUAGCAUUCAUAUUUUUUAUUACUGUAAUUCUCUCUCCCUCUUAGCAUUGCCUCCUUCUAGAAUGCAUUUUGCUUGACCCCCACUUUGUUUUCCUAAUAUACCCAAUACCCAAUUAUUUUUUUAUAUUAUUUGUUAGCAAGAUACUCAGUAAAUUACAUGGUAGAGAAAUAGAGUUUAAAAUUAACAAUAGUUUUGAAUUAUUCGCUGUCACAUGACAAGGCUGGCGGACGAAUAUCUCACACCACUUUAUUACGGCGGUCAUGUGACUUUGUCGCCGGACGAAUAUCUCAAUAAAGUAUUCUUCUGGCGGUCAUGUGACACUGCCAAAAUGACAUCCAUACUGCAGAUGACAGGGUAGAGUUUUAAGAAAUUUAAGAAAAAUAAACAUAUUUGUUUUCUGCAUUUUCAUGUUUUCGGUAAUGCACAUGCAAACUAAUGUUGGUCUGACACAUAUACAUAAGCUUCAAGCUACAGGUAAUGAAAAAUAUAAUCAGCUCUCAUUUUUAUAUUUUAUUAGUUUAAUUUUAGAUUUUCAUAUGUUUUUUUCCAGACAAAUUUCUGCAUCUUCCCACACCCCUGGUUAAGAACCCCUGGUCUCAAGUCUCGAGAAUGCAUUUUUUAAAAUAAACUUGUUGAGGCCCUAAUAAAUAUUUUAAAUACCGGUAGUUCACAAAAUUGUAAUAAAAGUUUAAAGCAAGCAAAAAUUAGUGCUUAGAUUUCCUAUUUUGUUAUGGACUUAAAGGGAAAAUUCAUAUUUGGUCAAAUUUAUAAUGAUGGCCUGUAAAUUUACAUACAGUUGGUAAUCCUGACUCUAAGCUUCAUUCAUAACAAAAUUUCACACAGAAGAAAUUACUGAAGUUAAGCCAUCAAAUAUUUGGGAAGACAUGCAUAAACAGUUGUGAAAUAUCCUUUUGAUUUCUUAACAAUAAAAAUUAUUAAAGAAUUUAAAGCAAUAUUAAUUCCAGAGGAAUCUGAUACCAGACCUGUUUACUCUUACGAUUUUGGCGUACAAUGUACAAUUUUUAGGCGUAUAGAUUGUAUAUACUGUUAAUUUUUUACUAUAAUUAUAACGUAUUGAACGAUUUUGUGAUGAUAUUCUACGAUUUUAAGAGUUUGAGGGUAAACAGGUCUGUGAUACUUAAAUGAAAGAGUUAAAUUAUAUAGUCCCUAAAUACUUCAGGUUGCUAAAAAAACUACUAAUAUAAAAUUUAAUAUGCAAGUUAAAGUGUUACAAAUUUCAAUAAUCUUUAUGUGGACUGUUUAUGUAUUAUGAUCAAGUUAAUGCAUUUUCAUAGGUUUUAUGCAUGCAACUAGUUGAUGGCUAUCAGAUGCAGAGUGUGUUAAAUGCUUGACAAUGCUAUACUACCAGUUGUAUUGCAUGUUUGUCUGCCUACUAACACUGACUCAGAGUUUUCCUGAUUAUGACAGUCAUGUUUUGGACACUAAUAAGGAAGAUGGAGAAGAUACAACUCCAUGUAAGGCAAUUUAAAAUCUAAUUUUUUAAAUUUUAGAUUAAUGAUAUAACUGCAUAUUUGUUUGUUUGCGCAUAGUACAUUUUCCAUAAUUUAAUACUUUUCUAGAUUCAUUAAUUAGCAAAAACUUAUUUUUAGAUAUUAACCCUCGGGAGACGUAAGGGCCGAUCUAUCGGCCCAAGGUUGACUAGCGACGAGAAAGACAUAAGUCUGAACUAUCGGCCCGACAAACCGAGCCUCACGAUUGGCUGGCAUGGCGUUGUACCAGAGAAUCAAAAUUAUUCUUACGUAUUCCUGCACAUCCAGGCAUUGUAAUGGCGGCGUUCGUUGAAGGUGAACUCAGUAUAUUAGUGAGCAGGAAUUUUUUUUUUUUUUUGUGUAUAGUUACAUCGUGAAAUUCAAACAUGUCUGACAGUGACUCUGAUCAAACUGUGCUUAGUGAUUUUUUAUUCUUGCAGUGAAUCUGACACUGAAAAUGGUGAAAACGAGCAAAUAAAGACUUUUAAAUUGAGGGUAAUGGUAAUGUUGUGAACUUUUGGUUUAGUAUUACUAGUAUUAGGGGUUCUCAAAUGGACAGAUAUGACCCCUCUUUAGACAACAUAAGUCCUAUAUAAAUAAGGCAUAAGCAUCCCAUUUGAGUACUUUAUUAUAUUUUUUACACUAAAUAUCACUCAAGUGUUAAUGAGAGAGACCAAUAGGUAUGCAGACAACUUUCUCAGUAACAUCCAGCUUAAGAGAAGGUCCCGAGGUCAUAAAUGGGGGCCUGUUACAGUGUGUCUGUAACAACUGAAAAAUAGGGGGUGGGGUGGAAAAGGAGUAGAACCAUGUGCCAGAGGGGUCUCAAGGGCCUCCAUGGGCCUUUUUUUCCCCAAAAAAUAAGUAUUAGGACUUAUUCAGGCUUCAUCCAUCAAACAAUUCACACAAUUGAUACAAGUAAGUCAUGUUUAUUCUAGGUGUAACAAAAAAUUAUAUGCAUAAAUUAUGCAAAUAAGGGUAGCUCAUUUGCAUAAAUUUUGAUAUUUCAGUUUUAUUCAUAAAUAUUGUAUUAGUUCAUUCAAUUUCCUACAAGAAUAUAUAUAGUUUUACAUAUGUUAAGGGAAUAGUUUAUUUUUAUACAUUUUUUUGCAAUGUGAGUAUCGAGCUCGUAAAAAGUGCGCCGUCUUUUUGGCACAUACACCCCGAAAAGGCUCCGUCUCCAGAGAGUUAAGACAUAUGAUAAAUUUAAUUCUAAAAUUCUUGUUUAUUUAAAAGUAAAUAUAAAUUACAGGUGGUUAUUUUCAGUAGAUUAUUAAAAUAUGUUUCAUGUGAUACUUAACAAAAGAUGUUUUGAAAACAGUACAAGCCUUUUGCAUGUUCAGUGUUUAAUAAGGGCUUGAAAUGAAUUCUUUAAAAAAAUCUGAGUUUUUUCUGAAUAGCAACAAAACAAAAAUGAAUAUAGUAGUUUACUAAUUUCAAAUAUUAGUUUUUUCAUAACAAUAAAAAAUACUUUUUGAAAAUGCUCCUCUGAAAAUCGGAGCUAGAUUUUCUAUACUGUAUGUGCUUGUAUAGAUAUAUACCACAAAUAAGCAGUCAAUUAUAAAAUAAAAAAUGUCUGAUUCCUGCUAAAACAUCAUUAAAACAUUUAAUUGUAAUUACUGUGCCAUAAUAAAAUGAAAUUUGCAUUUAUGUUAUUUAUUUAUUUCCUUUAAUAAUGGUCCAGUAACAAAAAUAAUUUCAAAUGUGAUGACAAGUUUUAUAAUUUCAGCUGUUCACCUAGAUAAUUGCUGCAGGCCGCAGCAUGUGCAUUUAUCAUUUGGCGACACAACCAAUGAAAUGAUAAUUGUUUGGUCUACGGAAUGCAAAUGUGUUGGUGAGGUAAAAUAAUUUAUGUAAUGCCAUUAAAUACAGGGAUAGUCAAGACCCAGAUAUUUCCUUUUGACAAAAUCAGCUUUUAAAUUUUAAAAUAAAUUUGUCAAUACCUUCUUUUUAUUACCAUGCCAUUAUGGUAAAAUUAAUAGCUGUAUCAUGAGAGCAGCAUGUAUGAAGAAUAUCAAAAAUUUGAACUGCACUAGUGUUCAGGUCUACAUGAGAGAAAGAUUUUUGUAUCCAAAUAUUUCUCAUUAGACAAAGAAAUGUUUACAAAAGGUUAGACCAGGCUUUCAUCAGAAUUUCUGAUGUGUUAUUUACAAAUAAUUUUUGCAUUUAACUUUUUUUUUUUGUGGAAGCAUUUACGCUUGAAAUAAAAAUUAAUCGUUUUGAGUUUGUAUUCUUUAAGUGUUAACUGAAUGAAUAAAAAAAUUAAAAUAAAAUUCGUCCUAUAAUAAUUCAGCAUGAAAAAAAACUGUAUAAAAGUUAAUUUUACUAAACUAGGAAAAUGCAAUGCAACGCAACAUUAAAUUGACUUUUGAAAUUAACCUUUUUUCUAAAACAGGUUAGAUAUGGCACUCACCCAUGGGGUCAAGAAACUAAAAUUCUUGCAGAGUAUAAAUAUUUCAUAGAUCAGAAUAAGAACGGUAUGCACCAUCUGUACAGAGUUAAAUUGCAGGUAACAUUAAGAUUAUUGUGAGGAAACAGUUGAUUCUGCUUUUUUUAAUAACAUGGCAUUAUAAUUAAGGAAAUUAUUUUUAUUUGAAUAAACAUUAGGUAAAAAAUAAAUGUAAUCUUAUUUCCAGCAAUUGGCUCCUAAAACAGUGUAUUAUUAUUUACCAGUCAAUGAUGAAAACAGUGCUGGACCAUUUUAUUUUCAAACACCCAUAAAAGGAAAUGUGAGUCCUAUGAUCAGUUUUCUAGAUACUAUAAAUCAUUAAUUUUUAAGUUAAAUCUUUAUUCCAAACAUUUCUUUAUUUCAUUCUAAUGCAGCGGUUCUCAACCUGUGGGUGGCGACCCCUUUGGGGGUCACGUGACCAUUUCCCUGGGGUCGCCUAAGACCAUCUGAAAAACACACAUUCUCAUCAGCUAUGAAGUUUCAACGACAAUUAUUUUGUGGUUGGGGGGUCGCCCUAACAUGAGGAACUGUAUAAAGGGUCGCAGCAUUAUGAAGGUUGAGAACCACUGUUCUAAUGAAUGCUGUUUUUGUAUCAAUCAAAGGGUAAAGUGGCAGAGAAUAGUGAAAGCCACAUUUAAAACAUAUUAACAAAAAGAUUUAUUUGGUAAAUUUAGUGUGUUUAUAAUUAAGGGGGGGGGGGGUAUAGUUAGAGAAACUUUUUGAUAAUGGGUACCUACUUAAGGUAUGUUAAUAACCACCAUAUAAUAUUAGUCUUUUUGAAGAAGAAAAUGGCAAAUAUACCUCUUACAUUUUUAAAAAUGGAUUUUUUAAUUAGUAGGAUUUUAAUUUUUACUCCAACAGCUGUAAUUUUAAUCUUGGAGCAAAUGUAAGAAGCAUGAUCAAGGAUAGCAAUAGAGUUAUAAGUUUGAAUAUUACAUUUUUAAUUUUUUUAAAAUGUAUUUGUCUAUAUUCCCCAACCAGAACUGGUCACCUAAUUUUUUGAUGUUUGGAGAUCUGGGUAUACAUGCAAACACAAUACCAUCACUAAUAAAUGAAGCGUUAUCUGGCAAUUAUACAGCUUUAUUCCAUGUGGGUGACUUUGGCUAUGAUUUAAAAAGCAAUGAUGGCGCUGUGAGUACAAUUCAUUUUCUCAGAGCUCUAUAUUAUUUCUUGAGAUCUAUAUUAGCUAUAUCCUCUAUUCUUCGUCUUCUAUAUCUUAAGGGCCCACGAUCAAUUUAUUGAUCAUUUUGGCUCCUAUGCAUGUAGAUGGGAUUUGCAAUGUUUCUGUUCCUGGUGUUGAUGAGGAAAUUUCACUGAUUUCCAGUCCCACUUUGUGAGGGUAUCAUGCACUAGGGGUUUGAAGGAUUGAGGCAAUAGACACAAAUGUGUUUAGUGUUGUCGCCUCAACUUCAACCGUUCCUUUUGAAAGAUUGUUCCAGUCCCUGAUUGUCUUGGGCAGGAAUGAGCAGCUCCUAUACUGGCUUCUUGCUGGUAUGAGCCUGAAUUGCCUGUCAUGGCCUCGUCGCUGUCUAUGGGUGAGAGGGACGAGUUUCUGUUUAAUGCUGGAACAGUGGACCAGCCCAUUAUUUAUCUUGUACAUUCCUUUACUUAUUUAAACAUUUGUUGUGCCCUGUAUAAAUCGUUAAAGAUAAAUUGUUCAAUACAUAAAUAAAAGUGUAUUUUUUGAAUAUCUUAACAUUUUUAAUGUCACAUCUGAAUAAUUUUAUUUUUGAAAGAGUACCAGAGUAAAAAUAAUUAAAAUGAAUUAAAAGUUUUAAAACAAUGAAGUAAAAUUCUGCUACUUCUUAAUUUAUUUUGAAGUCUAUAAUUAUUUUGCAACAAAGUAAGCAUUUCUAUUACAUAUUUCAUAACAGUUAGUUGCUUCAAGAGGAUUUUUUUCUAAUUUUGAGCUUGAGUGCACCCCUUUUCUUUAUUGAUUUGUAAAACAAGUGAAUUGCCUAAUAAUAUCAUUAAAUCAUUGUAACAAUAAUUAUUUAAAUGUAACUAAAAUAAAAUCAUAAUCUAGGCUCCAUCAGAUUUACAAAUACAAAAGAGUUGAGCCUAAUUAAAAUUAAUGUGAAAAUGUAUCAUUUGCUUGAGAUUGGUGACUACUUCAUGCAACUGAUUGAGCCUGUGGCUGCAUACAUUCCAUACAUGACAUGUCCUGGAAAUCAUGGUAAUUAUAUUUAAUAAUGUGAUAAUUAUUUUUAUCUGAAAAAGAUAUAAAUUAUACUGGUAAUCACCUUUUUGUGAAAAUUAUUAAAAUUUAAAAACUAUUCAUGAUAAUAUAAAUGAAAAUAUAGCUAAAUCCAUUUUGCCCUGCGAUAAAAAGAUAUUAAAAUGUUUAACCUUUUUGUGUUUUUCUAUUGUCAGAAAUCGAUUAUGGAAGAUUUUCUCACUACAGUCAUCGUUUCUCAAUGCCUGACUCAGAAUGGCCCAUUCCAUUCGAUAAAAUGUGGUACAGCAUGGACAUUGGACCUGUUCACUUUAUUAGGUGAAUAAGAUAACCUUUAAAUUGCAUAAUACUUGAAUUCAACUAAAAGUCAAUUUUGGUAAACUGUUAUCUCUAUUUAUGAAAUUAAUCUCUCUAAGCUUUUUUAUGCCCUUGACUUCAUUUGUUUUUCCUACAAAAGUAGCAAAGUUUUUAGAAGCCUUAAAAUCAACAUGCUAGUUGUAAAUCAAAAACAUAUUGAUUCUGCGAUAAAUAAAAGUUGCAAAUUUUAAAUACUGCUACUGGUAUUUACAAAUAAGAUAUUUGGUGGACUAAUUUGAGAUCUAAAUAAAGUAAAACAAACAAAUAAAAAUUUGCUCAUUAUUUGUAAUCAAAUACAAAUACAUUAAGAAUUAAAAUUUUGCAACACUCCAUGUUUUUAAUCAAUUUGUUCAGUACAAUCACUUUUUUUAUCAUAUGCACACCCACAAACAAUGAAAUCGGUCACCUUUCUUGGUGGUUCAGUCAAUGGACAGGCAGCACAAAGGCCAGAAGUGUCGCUCUAACAUGCCCCAUCCAAGCAAGUCUAAUCCGUGGUGGAAGCUAAAAUGCCAACACCUGACUGUGUAACUCAGUGUCACGACCUUUCUUUAUUAAGUCGCUGCCUCCAUAAAAUGUUGCGGCCUUCUUACGUUGGUCUAGUCACGGCCUUCUCAAUACUUGACAUGUUAGGAUCUUCGUCCUGACACUUCAACACAUCCCGCAGUAGUUACGUUUACUUCACAGUCAGCAGACUCCAUGUUGUCUAGGGGUUUACAACAGUUUCUUAAUAUCUAUAUAUAUAUCAAAACUCCAGCAUGGAAAUACAACAGUUCUUUAUUUACAGGAUCCAAUAUCAAUUCACAGUGACAACGUUCAACAGCGAUAAUACUAACUCUCAAUUUGUCUCUCUCUGGGCUCUCACACAUCAGCUCUCGACUAACGUGUCUCUCUCUUCUAGCACCACUACUACCAACUACUUCUUGACUACCUGACUUACUAACACACAGCCCUUUUAUAUCACCACCCAAACAACUCAGCAUGCACAACUCAAUAACAAGAACCAAUCUCACGCUCUGACCUCACGACUUACAACUCACAAAACAGUCUCACGAUCAACAACUCCCCCUACCCAACAUUCACAACAAUCUAGUUCACAACACUCAGAUGAUAACGGAACACUGCCUAAAAAACUCCUACUUCAGCAAGCUAGACAACAACAGGGACUUUAACUGCUCGAAUUGCACAUUGGCUCUAGAAACAAUUGUACACCUGUUAACUUUGUGCCAUAAACUGGAACUUGAUGAGUCCAAUGUUAAUAAAAUGGUGCAUGUCACAGCCAAGCAGAUGGAGCUGGUUACAAAUGUAGUAGCAGUAGCCAUAAAGUGCAAAAGCUCAGUCCCUUCCAGAAUAUGUAUGUUAGAUAUUUGUUUACAUCACUAUGAUCUUAUCACUGAGAAAAAAAAUAAUGAAAGGGGAAAAGUGUUUCAGAGUUCUUCUGGGUUUUUUAAUUUAUUAAUUCCCACAAUAUCUGAUCAUUUCAGUUAUUCUACAGAGGUAUUCUUUACCAACAAUGGAGUAAGUGUACAGAAACAAAAAGACUGGCUUAAUGAAGAUUUAAAAAAAGCAAAUACCAAAAGAGAGACAACACCUUGGAUUGUUGCAUUUGGACAUAGACCAAUGUAUUGCAGUACUAAUAUUGGCGAUGAUUGCUCUCGAAUUGAUUCCAGAGUUCGUGAAGGGUAAUUGUUUUCUUAUACUGGUAUUAACGCUUUAUGAUCUAUAUCAUUUUCUGUUUAGCGCAUGGAAACAAGGAGGUAUAACAAAUGUACCCUUUCAUUUUUCUUUGGCUGCAUGCUCAAUUCUGCAUACAAAACACUCUAGGAAAUUUGAAAGUAAAUAUGUUUUUAUUGGAUUGUAAUAAAAUGAUGCUACUCUAUUUUUAAAAAUGUUUUUAAUUAAAAUAAUUUGGUUCAUCUUACUUACCUACUUAAAAAAUUGUGUUUAUGUAUGAAAAUUGAUAUUUUGUCAAGUGUUCAGUAAUUUCAAAGUAGAUUUGUAUCAGAUAUUUUUAAUGUAACUAUUUUAUCUAAUGUUACUAUACUAAUUCAGAUAAAGGAAUCUAAUGCAUAAUAACUAAAAUAAUAUCGGAGCUCAUUAAAUAAGGGAGGACUCUGUAACUGAGCAGCUGAGAGAUUUUAAUUUAUAUUCCUCCUAAUCUAUUGGAAAAUAAAGUAUAAUCAAUUUUAAUUUUGAACAUUGCAUUGACAGUCACACUUUUUUUUUUGGUCAAAUAUUUUAGACAACAAACUCCUCAUUUUCAAUGAAGUAAUUUUAAAUAAUUUUUUUUAAAAUUUGAAAUUCUAUUUAUUUCAUUUUAUCUUCAUUUAAUUCAGAUUAGAAGAGUUGUUUACCAACUGGUCAGUUGAUUUAAUAAUUCAAGCCCAUGAACAUAAUUAUGAGCGUCUAUGGCCAUUGUACCAUGGGAAAGUUUCAAAUUUCUCAUACAUUAAUCCUGAUGUACCAGUGCAAAUUAUCACUGGAGCAGCUGGUAGCAUAGAAGGAACAGAUCACUUUUUGCCUUAUAAUCAGCGUAAGUAAACAUCAGAACCCCAUGUGGAUUAAAACAAUAUUUAUUAUUUGAGAUAAAUAAAAAUCUUUGGGCAAAAAUUUUAAAUCUUGACAAUUAUUUUCUAACAUUUUAAACCAUUAAUUUAACUCACAUUAUUGUUUUCUUUUCCUUAUAUAAAGUUUUUGUUUUAUUUCUUUUGCAGCUGACUGGUCGGCUUAUCGGUUAGAUAACAAGUCUCUAAAUAGUUAUGGUUGUUUACGGGUUGUAAAUUUAACACAUAUUUUUUGGGAACAACGGUCUAUUAAUAAUCAUACUUCCUUAGACAGCAUAUGGAUCAUAAAGGAAAGAAACGUUUCGUUGCAAGAUGAGUCAGACAGUUAUGUUAACUUAUCUAAAUUAGAAGAAGAAAAUCUAGACAAUAAAAAAAGCCAACCUGAUAUCAUUAGCACUAAUGUGGCUGUAUUUUUCACCUAUUAUAAUAUGAUUGUCAUAUUGUGUGGACUUUCUUUGGGUUUACUAUUGUUAAUUGGAAUCAGAUUGCUUUUUAAACAUAAAAGAAAGAAUAAAUUUGUGAAAUUCUGGAAUGUUAAAGAUCUGAAAACAAAGAGCACACUUUUAACAUCUAGAGAAGAAAGUGAUAGUGAUAAAGAAAAUCUGUAGAUUUUGGACCAAUGGUUAUUUUCUUUUACUUUCACAUUUAUGAAAUACAAUUAAAAUGUUAUUCAGAGUUAAAAUCAGAAAUGCCACUGUUAUUUUAUACCGAUAUUGGGGGCUUACAAAAUUAUUUUUUUAUUCUUUAUUAGUUCAGAGC
Lymnaea stagnalis (great pond snail) is the source of this 11499-nucleotide messenger RNA. The record is from the annotation of a GenBank genome assembly. NCBI's taxonomy places the organism in Eukaryota, Metazoa, Mollusca, Gastropoda, Lymnaeidae.